UCGCAAAUACCUGAGCAUCACAAACCCAGAGUCUUCCACACUCUCUAAAAUCUAAUUCUCUGCCUUCAAAUAAACGAUGAUGGAACCACAGUCCCAACAACCACAACCACCGCCAAAUCUAGGCCAACCAAUGCAGCCUUCGUACGCCUCUACGAUCGUUCAUCAACCGGUCAGUGUGAUGCACGUUCUUCCGAAUAACGACUUCUAUGACAAUGCCAAAAGUAUGUUUUGCCCUUAUUGUCAAGCGAAGAUUAUCACCGAAACAACCUAUACUAACGGUGGAAUGACUUGGCUGGUUUCUUGUGUAAUCUGCUGUGCGGGUGGAGUAGCAGGUUGCUGCCUUAUACCAUUCUUUGUGGACAUGUUCAAGGAUGUAUCCCAUUCUUGUCCCAACUGCCAUCAAGAACUUGGCGUAUACAAACGCCUAUGAGCCACCAACAUGGGGCCAACGCGAUCCUGAAGGACGCCAUAUAUUUUGAGGGGGAAAAACUGCUGCACUUGCACAAGCAAUGUAAUGAAUGACGGGGGAAAAUAACACCAAAACACCACUACACACAUGCACACAAACUAUAUAUAUUAUAAAUAUCAAUGAACAAAAAAUAUAUGCUAACGAAAAUCUAGAUCUAAAACCAUGUAUUAGUAGUACUGAACAACUCCUCCAUCAUCAGGUGAUAGGAAUUUUGUCAUGUCACGUGAGCAUUUCCCGCCACGUCUAUAAAAAGUUGCAUAUAAGAUUUGCCGUAUUAAUCAUGCAGCUCUUAUAUGAUUUUAUCAUUCAUUAUGUACUUACUGAAAUAUUAUAUUAAGAGCACGUCCGAUUCUGAAAAAACGUACCUUUCACAUACACACCUAUACGGUACAAAACUGAAAACAUCCAGUGUGGAUGUUUGACCAAUGAUAGUGCUUAAAAAUACUAGUGUGAAAAAACCACUAAGAUUCGGCAAUGCAUGGUUGUAGUACAAAACUGAUGGGGGUGAGUUUUCAAAAUUCACAACAACAAAACAAGAGUUCACGUUUCUCUUGCUAUACAUAACAUGUAUAUGACCAUAAAUAUGUAGGAAGCAUACAUACAUAACAUGUAUAUGAUUCUUUCUUUACGUACAUGCGAAACAAUAGUACGUUCCCACCACUCUAAGCUUGUGCACCAUGGUAUGGGGAGAUAAAACAGGGGUAAAAAAAUACUAAUAAGCAGAAAUUAAUUUGACAAAAUGGCAUAAAGUGGCCAUUUGUUAUCAACACAGGUGUGUGUGUAUGAGACAAGAGGAAUAGCAGGGGCGAAUCCAGGGGAGGGGUGCUGGGGGUGUGCACCCCUCCCUGUUCCACCUUGUGCCCCUACGUCGAAGACAACCAAUACUGUUUUUCCCUUUGAUUCUAAGGGGUGCACCCCUCCCUGGGUUAACUUUGUGCGCAGCACCCCUCCCUGAACAAAAUCCUGGAUCCGCCCCUGGAUAUGAAUGUACUAGAAGCUACGAUGCUUGCAACGCAAACAAAUGGGCAUCUCUACCUCUCUCAAAAAUUAUUUAUUACAAUAAUUGUUUUAAGAAAACAAUCCAGAAGAUGAGCCCUUCAACUGAUUGUGCAGUUGUUUCUAUAUCGCACAACAUGCCUCUGUUUAAAUUUUCCUAGUAGUCAUCCUUCUGUAUUGAUACCAAAAGGUCCCUAAUAUUGUGACAUUGAUUUAGAGUAAGUAAUAAAAUUGUUAAAGAAUUAUUGCAGAACAGAAUCAUAAAAUAAAAGUAUUUCAUUCAA
Actinia tenebrosa (Australian red waratah sea anemone) is the source of this 1749-nucleotide messenger RNA. RefSeq names its product LITAF domain-containing protein. Gene Ontology annotation, molecular function: zinc ion binding. The record is from RefSeq and is a predicted model, not a curated record. NCBI's taxonomy places the organism in Eukaryota, Metazoa, Cnidaria, Anthozoa, Actiniaria, Actiniidae.